AUGUAUUCUAGCACCGGAAUAUCGGACGACAGUGGAGCUUUGUUCCAUUCGGACCAUAAUCCACGUGCCAGCUAUCGGCGUGAAUUUGAGGAGAUGGAAAAUCGCAUACGUAGAUGUGAACGCCAGCGGGCAGAACUGGAGCGACAGUUUGAGGACUUAAUGCGUGAACGAGCGGAUUGUGAAAAGGCUGCCGUGCGAGCAAUGAAACAACGCCAACGACGCCAGAUGGAAGCGGAAAGGCAACGAGCAGAGCGUAAUGAGAGUAUCCUACGAAUGCUGAACAAAAUCGAUCUACAGGCGGCAUCGUUGGCGGCCAAAACGGAUCGACUGAAGAUGUUAAAGACCCAGUACGAGAUGUAUCUGAUGCGUACCUGGUCGACAGCAUCACAAGCUUUGCCAGCGUACAGUGUUCCGAUGAUUACUGCACCACCAGCAACGCUUUCCAAACCGCUUCCUCAAAGUCCACCCAAAUCUGAAUUCGUUCAAUAUCUUACCGAUCUAACACAUCAGCAAACGGUCAGCAGCAAUUCCAUUCCGCCUCCAACGGCUUUAAGUAACUAUCUUGCUUCCCAGCAGAAACCAUUCGCACUGACGCCUUCCCAGGGUGCACCGGUAGAACGUCCUUAUUCGAGAGCGUUUCAUAGUAAUGCUGACUUACAAACUGAUAAUUCGAUGAUGAACUACGGAGCUAGUCCAACGCCAAUGGCUAGCACACGGGCUAGCAAGUUUGAAAUGUCAAACGAGGACUUUAUCCGGUACAUCGAUAGUGAGGUGCUUAAGGAACCGAUACCGAAGGUUAGCGUUGUUGCUCCUUCGCCGGUAUUAGAAGUGGCGGAAGUGAAACAGACCACUGGAGCAUACCUUGAAGAUGCUACGAUGAGUGAGGAUGAGCCGGUUGGAGAGCUAUCCAACAAGUUGAAGGAGUUUAGCGUUAUGGUAGAUGCAGAGAAUAAGAAGGACGCUGGAAGUAAUUCUACUUACGAACUGAUACAAGAUGACACCCAACCGCUUGAGGAGGUGAUCAAAGGUGGUAAGAAACUGGAUGAACUUUUAGAAAUGGGAGUUCGUCAUACUAAUCCCAUUAUACCGUGUAUUCUUGCAGGCCAGGGAUACAAUACAGUUGCUCAAGAAGAGAAAGAUGAUCGUCCUUUCAAUGAACCGUAUAUUGCUGAGACAUUUGAAGAGGAUCGUGUAAUCGAUGUUGAGACUAAUUACAAAGCGGAUAAUGAUAAUCAAAAGGAAAAGCUGGACGCUCAGUAUGACCAAAAUAUCCAAGAGUUACACGAUGAUGCAAAUGCUGCGGAAAUGAAUAUUCCCUACGCCGUUAAUGAAAAUGAACUGAAAAUGGAUGAAGGUUCACGUGAAUGGCAAAAUACAGUCCCUCAAGAAGAGCAGAACGCAAACCACGAAAUUACAUACGAACCAUCCGAUGGUAAUGCGGAUUAUCUUGAAGGAGCUCAUCAAAUGGAUGAAAAUGUGUACAAACCAGCACAAUCAGAAGACCCACUAUAUGAUAACCAACAGUAUAGUACUUCGAGUGAGGUAAUAAAGUCAGAACUUACUGCAGAAGGUAAUAGUGGGCAGCAACAGCAGCAGCCACAACCGAUGCAGCAAUAUGAAACGCGAAACCAACAUUGGACUACUGCACGACAAGCGCUGCGAUCGAAAGCAUUCCCUGGAGCAUCGUCUAAGCCACCGUAUCCCGAAACGGAUCAAGUUGAGCAAGGGUAUACUGAGGUUCUAAACGAAAAUGCUGCGACGGCAGAUUCAAUUGACGUAGAUCAGACAGUCGUUCAAAACUCUACUGUCGAUCCCUCCAAGGAUCCCCCAAAUACUGAGUAUCCCGCAUAUCCUGUAGAUUCGCACGAUCCUUACUAUCAAACCGAACAAUCUGCAGAACAAAUGCCAACUCCGCAGACCACCUCCGCAGAGCAGGGAUAUCAUAAUGAUGCGAUGGGACAACCGGUAGAAUAUCAACAGCACGAUGCGCAACAAUCAGCAGCCUAUCAGUACGUGACCAAUCAGGAAGGACAGUAUGUCGAAGGAGCGGAUCAAGCUCAAUAUCAGUACCAGGACGCUACCGAUCCGAUGGUUAGCUCUUAUGCGACUCAGGAAGGAUAUCAGGCGGAUCCGAAUCAGCAGUAUCAGUAUGAUGAAAACGCACAAUACUACAACGAUCAGCAAGCUUACGACGCACAGUACUAUAGUCAAGACCCACAGCAACAACAGAAACAGCAGCAGUACUACAUGGAUGAGACCAAUCAACAGGUGGAAGGACAGUACGAGCAAUCGCAAGAGCAACAGAUCGUCCAUCCAACAGAUCAAUAUCCCACAGCUUCAGAAUCGAACGAGCAAACAGCGUACUAUCCUCCCGAUGGACAGUACGAACAAUCGACCCUGCCUAAUCCCGAGCACAUGGAGCCUUCGCCAAACAGUACUGCUGCCACUGCGACUACCGCUGGUGAAACUCAAUUAGCUGAGGAACAAACCGCCAUUGAGCCAUCGACCGUUAUCGAUUCCACGUUGGUGAAAGAUAAACAAGACAAGACAGCUACCGAUGCUUCACCACCACCGCCGGCUCAGACCACCGGUGACCAAAAGCCGGCCAAGAAGGAUGGCGAUCCGGGAUCGGAUGUGCCAACGCUAAGCACCGUGAACGAUGAGAGUGAUUUCGAUUUCUCCUCCCAGUGAU
Messenger RNA from Anopheles maculipalpis, 2692 nucleotides. RefSeq lists its product as uncharacterized. Lineage: Eukaryota; Metazoa; Arthropoda; Insecta; Diptera; Culicidae. The coding region runs from base 1 to 2691 and encodes 896 amino acids. The record is from RefSeq and is a predicted model, not a curated record. The transcript is spliced from 3 exons.